Molecule: messenger RNA, 2035 nt
Organism: Lycium ferocissimum
Lineage: Eukaryota; Viridiplantae; Streptophyta; Magnoliopsida; Solanales; Solanaceae
Product: D-3-phosphoglycerate dehydrogenase 1, chloroplastic-like
Exons: 5
Coding region: 64-1839 (591 amino acids)
Biological process (GO): L-serine biosynthetic process
Cellular component (GO): chloroplast stroma
Molecular function (GO): NAD binding; phosphoglycerate dehydrogenase activity
Source: RefSeq, a predicted model, not a curated record
CUCCGCCUCCACUUCUCCCAUUCACCAAACCAAAUCAUCACUCUCUGUAUUUGAUCUCUUACAAUGGCGACUAUUAAUUUGUCAAUCAAACCCUCACUCUCAUGGAAAUCUCACCUCUCUUCCACCUCCCCUUUCACCGCCUCAUCACCCCGCCACGUCAUCCACCAUCGUCAGACGUACCCACGCUUCAUCAUCUUCGCCACGUCAUCAAAACCAACAGUCCUAGUAGCCGAAAAACUGGGAGAAGCCGGACUCACUCUCCUAAAACAAUUCGCUGACGUGGACUGUUCAUACAACCUGACACCACAAGAACUGAACACUAAGAUCUCGUUAUGCGAUGCGUUGAUUGUGAGGAGUGGAACGAAGGUGAAUAGAGAGGUGUUUGAGUCGUCAGGUGGAAGGUUAAAAGUAGUUGGAAGAGCUGGUGUUGGUAUUGAUAAUGUUGAUCUUGCUGCUGCUACUGAACAUGGAUGUCUUGUUGUUAAUGCACCUACGGCUAAUACUGUUGCUGCUGCUGAACAUGGAAUCGCUUUGCUUACUGCUAUGUCCAGGAAUAUUGCUCAAGCUGAUGCUUCCGUUAAAGCUGGGAAGUGGCUGAGAAACAAAUAUGUUGGUGUCUCCUUAGUUGGCAAAACACUUGCAGUGAUGGGUUUUGGAAAGGUUGGAUCAGAAGUUGCCAGGCGAGCUAAGGGGCUUGGCAUGCAUGUUAUUGCUCAUGAUCCAUAUGCCCCUGCUGAUCGUGCACGUGCCAUUGGGGUGGAGCUUGUUAGCUUUGAUGAAGCCAUUGCUUCUGCAGAUUUUAUCUCACUUCACAUGCCCCUUACUCCUGCAACUAACAAGAUCCUAAAUGAUGAAACUUUUGCAAAGAUGAAAAAGGGAGUACGAAUUGUAAACGUUGCUCGUGGAGGAGUGAUUGAUGAAGAUGCUUUGGUCAGAGCACUUGAUGCAGGAAUUGUAGCACAGGCCGCACUUGACGUUUUCACUGUGGAGCCACCAAAGGAUAGUAAGUUGGUUCUACAUGAGAAUGUAACUGCAACUCCUCAUCUUGGUGCUAGUACUAUGGAAGCUCAGGAAGGUGUGGCCAUUGAGAUAGCAGAAGCUGUUGUUGGAGCUUUGAAUGGAGAGCUUGCAGCUACUGCUGUCAAUGCUCCAAUGGUGCCUGCUGAGGUACUUUCCGAGCUGAAGCCUUUUGUUGCACUGGCUGAAAAACUUGGUAGACUUGCUGUUCAACUGGUGGCAGGUGGAAGUGGUGUGAAAUCAGUCAAAGUAACUUAUGGUUCAGCUAGAGCACCUGAUGAUCUUGACACAAGAUUGCUUCGGGCCAUGAUAACUAAGGGAUUGAUUGAGCCUAUUUCCAGUUCUUUUGUGAACUUGGUAAACGCAGAUUUCACUGCUAAACAGAGGGGACUAAGAAUAGCUGAAGAAAGAUUUCUUCUAAAUGGUUCGCCAGAAAGUCCACUCGAGUUCAUUCAGGUUCAGAUUUCCAGGGUGGAUUCCAAGUUUGCCAGUGCUCUUUCUGACUCUGGAGAGAUUAGAGUGGAGGGCAGGGUUAAAGAUGGAAUCCCUCAUUUGACAAAAGUUGGUUCUUUCGAAGUGGAUGUGAGCUUGGAAGGCAGCCUCAUUCUCUGCAGACAGGUCGAUCAGCCAGGAAUGAUCGGAAAGGUGGGUAGCAUCUUGUCAGAGGAGAAUGUGAAUGUAAGCUUCAUGAGUGUUGGAAGGAUUGCUCCAAGGAAGCACGCUGUUAUGGCUAUUGGGGUGGACGAGCAACCAACCAAGGAGGCAUUGAAGAGGAUUGGGGAAAUUCCUGCUGUUGAGGAGUUUGUUUACCUUAAGAUAUAAGCACUGUGAGAUUUUCUGUCUGAUUUCUCUAUGAAUCCAAUUUUGGUAUUGUUGUUUGUCUACAAGUAGUUUAAUGUAGGAUACAAAAUAAUUUGGAUACGAAAUUAGAAGUUUACUACAUUUGAGUUGUCAAUUGAUUUGACAAUCUUUUUUCGGCUUUACAGGGGUUGAGCAUUGGAUUUUUCUUCUGUCAAAA